Messenger RNA from Hibiscus syriacus, 1146 nucleotides. Its product is annotated as gamma-soluble NSF attachment protein-like. The record is from RefSeq and is a predicted model, not a curated record. The transcript is spliced from 9 exons. Gene Ontology annotation, biological process: intracellular protein transport. Gene Ontology annotation, molecular function: soluble NSF attachment protein activity; syntaxin binding. Gene Ontology annotation, cellular component: vacuolar membrane; SNARE complex. Bases 84 to 974 code for a protein of 296 amino acids. NCBI's taxonomy places the organism in Eukaryota, Viridiplantae, Streptophyta, Magnoliopsida, Malvales, Malvaceae.
GAUACGGCACUGCCAUCAAAUCGAAGUUAAAGCAAGUCCACCAAUCGACCACAAUUCGCAGAAAGUGAAAAACUCCCGACGCCAUGUCCAGCUCCGAUCCUAACAAGCUCAUCUCCAAAGCCGACAAGCUAACAAAGCUAAGUCUUACGAGGUGGAGUGCUGAUUGGAAAAGUGCUACUCUUUUAUACGAACAAGCUGCAAACGGAUUUCGAGUUUCAAGAGAUUAUGAGAAAGCAAAGUUGGCAUUUGAGAAAGCUUCCAAGGGACAAGAGAUGCUAUCUUCUCCCUGGGAUGCUGCUAAACAUAUGGAGUCUGCUGCUGCUUUAGCGAAGGAACUACUUAACUGGACUGAGGUCAUUGACUUUUAUAGAAGGGCAUCUGAGCAAUAUAUGCAGUGUGACAGACCACAACCUGCGUCUGAUUCACUUGCCAAGGCUGCCCGUGCUUUGGAGGAUGCUUUGCCCGAUGAUGCUGUUCAACUCUAUACUGAUGCUUGUGUUAUUCUCGAAGAUGAUGGAAAGGAACAAAUGGCCUUUGAUCUGUAUCGUGCUGCCGCUAGUGUUUAUGUUAAACUUGAGAAGUACACAGAUGCUGCUACUUUCCUUUUGAGGUUGGGCUUAGCAGCUGACAAGUGUAAUGCUAGAAAUAGCCAGUGCAAGGCAUAUCUUAGUGCAAUUAUUGUGUAUCUUUAUGCUCAUGACUUACAGCAAGCAGAAAAGUGCUACAAUGACUGUUCACAAAUUGAUGCUUUCUUGAGCAGUGAUCAGAACCGCUGUGCUAGUAAACUUCUUUCUGCUUAUAGAGAAGGCGAUGUAGAAGAAAUUAAACGUGUGGCUCAAUCAAGUACUAUUUCCAAUCUUGAAAAUGUGAUCAUAAAGCUUGCAAGGAAGUUGCCUACUGGUGACCUGGCUGACAUACAGGGAGAUGCUGAUAAAGGUGGGGAAGAAGCCCUUGAUGAAAAUGACCUGACAUGAGUUUCACCUUUCAAGGAAUUGUCUCGUUGUCUGUCGCAUGUUCAUGUAAGUACAUAGACAUAAAAACAUGUUUGGUUUUAAGUUUGCUUAAUUCGUGUAUGUUUAUGCCUACUUAAUGUUAAACUGUUGCUUGUUUUAUACGAAUUGGGCGAUUGCCCGUAUUGGAACUUUU